Molecule: messenger RNA, 5881 nt
Organism: Mobula hypostoma (lesser devil ray)
Lineage: Eukaryota; Metazoa; Chordata; Chondrichthyes; Myliobatiformes; Myliobatidae
Product: forkhead-associated domain-containing protein 1-like
Exons: 29
Coding region: 98-4156 (1352 amino acids)
Molecular function (GO): protein binding
Source: RefSeq, a predicted model, not a curated record
ACCGGUGUUUCCAUGGAGCCGGCUGUACACGGCCUCGACACACGGCACAACUGAGCGGCAGAGACGAGCCCCGGUCUGCGGGACGGCAGAGCGCUGGAUGUCAGGAAACGACAUGAAAAGUUUUCUAAAAGGGUCCAGUGGGAUCCAUCCACUGAAAGCUAAGACAACGUACAUCGGUCGACUCGAGGAUUCUGACGUGUGCUUGAAGAACGGAGGAAUCGAAGAUCGCCACGCUCUGAUUGAGCUAAGCGAUACCGAGAACUGCUUUGUCCUUCAGGACCUGAACUCCGUAAAUGGGACUUUUGUUAAUGACUGUUGUAUCCAGAAUGCAGCGGUUCGGUUGGCACCAGGGGAUGUGCUGCGCUUUGGGAUUGGUGGGGACACUUACGAGAUGGUGGUGGAGACUGUACCUUCGGUGCUGUGUCCGCCUGUGAGUCAACGUUCAGCAUGGCCUGGUCACCUCCAGCUCAUCGAGGAUGCCAGGUCUUACUCUACCCCUGCUGCCACUUCCCAGCUCCCAACGCUCUCCACCCUGAGUUCCGCAAGUGCCCCUGGUGGGUUGGUCCAAGGAGGGAGUUCAGCUGUUCCCCGCCCGCCCCUGAGAAAGUGGGCGGCGAGUGCGGGCACCAGGCGGGUGGCUACCACCUACUGCACUGACAGCAGCGGCAACCCCCCUGCCGUCACGCGAGGGGCCUGGACUAACACUCCAGGUCGGUCUGUGGAGAACAGGCCUCCUAUCUCUACCUUUCAGAGCCUGGAACUUCUCCUACACGAGAAGGAGCAACAAAUCCUGGGAAUGCAAGUUGAGAUCAGCCGGCUGGCUGUUUUUGAAAGCAAGUCCAAGCACAAGGAUGGCAUCAUUGUCACGUUACGUGAUGAGGUUGCUGCCUUGAGGCACCAAUUGACGGAAGCAAAUAAUGAUGAGUCAGAGAUCACACAGCAUAUAGUCACACUAGGCUGUGAGAUUAAAGCCAAGAAGGAGGAGAUUGAGAUGCUGAAAAAUCAGAUUACCAAGCUUCAGAAGGGCUCCAGUGAGAUAAUGCGGCAUUCUCUGACGGAAAGGGACCUGGAGAUUGCUAAGCUCAAGAAGGAAGCCGAACAGCUAAAGAAAGACAACAACAUUAUCACAGGACUGGUGACCAGCUUGCAACGCGAGGUCACAGCGAAGGAACACCAACUGCUGCAGGUAAACGCGGAGGUAGAGGGACUGAGGAAAAUAAUCCAGGAGAAGAGCAAUCAACUGGCAGACAUGUCGGCCAAGUUUUCAAGAAUGAGAGAAGCCAACAAUCACCAAGAGGAGCUGGUGGCCAAAGAGAAGGAACUGGUGACCCAGAGGCAUAAUGUGAAGCAGCUGGAGAGCCGACUGAAGGAGAUGGAGUCAGAGAUCGAGCAGCUUCGUGGUCAACAGGACAACGAGAAGAGAAGUGCGUCUGAGGAGAGGCUGGUCCGGGAACAGCUCCAGGAUGAGCUGGAGAGGACCAGGCUCCAGCUGCAGGAGAUGGGCCGAAGGGAGCGGCUGGUGAAGGUGGACCUGGAGCAGGCCCAGGCCAGGGUGAUUGAGGAGAUGACGCAGAUCAUUGAUGAGCGGGAGGAGUUCAAGGAGAAACUGCAGGAGGCGAUGGAUUUGAAAGCGGCGGAGGAGGAGGAGAGGUUCGGAAACAUGGAGGGACUGAGCAGAGCGCUGGAAGAGAGCGAGGCUCGUCUGCGCACUGACUUUGUGAAUCAUGUCAAGCAAGAGUUUGAGACACUUCAAGCGCUCUCAGUUGACCAGACUCUGCUGUGGGUCCAGAACGUUGUCACUGGCAUUUUAAAUGCCACUUUGUUAUGGUUGCACCAAUUGGAACAGAACCUUGUGGAUGCUGGGAUAGACGUAUCAAGUUGUGAAGGAGGAAUCAGUGGAUGUCUCCAGUUGCUGCCACAGAAACUUCACAAGGCAGAGGAGCAAGCAAAAACAUUACAGGAGCAGGUGGAUCAGAUGCAGAAUUCCAGGGAUCGUGAGAGAGAGGAGCAGCUGAAUGCUGUGCGGGCACAGUGCAAGCAACAGAUGGAGGAAGAGAUUAGACGCUGGCGGUCAGAGGUUCAAGAGCAACACAAGCAGCAACUCGCCGAGGCGUUAGCUCUGGAGAAGGGGCAACUCGCCAAGGCGUUAGCUCUGGAGAAGGGGCAACUCGCCGAGGCAUUAGCUCUGGAGAAGGAGAAGCGGGUGGAAGCAGUGGAGGAGGAGAAGAGGAGGCAUGAGGAAACGGAACUUCGUCUCCAGGAGCUGAGAGAGAGUGCAGCGGUGAAGUGUCAGGAGGUGGAGACGCUGAAACUGCAGCUGAAUAACACAUCACAAGCACUGGACGAAGCAAGGAAGAUGGAGGUUGGUCUGCGCGAGGAGCUGGCAGCUCAGAAGCGACAGCAGAGAGCAGAGAGCCAGGAGCUCAGGGAUCGAAUUGAAGUUGAGGGACGGAGUCACCUACAGGAGGUCACAGAGUUCAAGGAGCAGAUCCGGCAACAUUCUCUGACAAUCGUGGCCCUGGAGGAGAGGCUGCUCACAGUCAGUAAACAGCAACAGGUGGCAGAAGAGGAAAGAAUGAUCCUGUCAGGAAAAUUGAAAGACGCUAGGAAGGAUCCGGAAGAGGUGGAGAGGAAUCGGUCCAUGAAGCGGCCGGUGCAAACGCCGUCACCCUUGAUGGUGCCAACAGCAUCCGACAUUCAUGCACAGGAACAGAUCUGCUCUGCACUCCAAAAAGAGCUAGCGGAGACUCGGCUGCAGAUCCUGGCCCAGCAGGAUGUUAUCGUGGGAUUGAGAAGGGAUCUGGCUGGUGCAAACGCCAAGAUGUCUGACCUGGCAGGAGAGCUGAGUGAGAGACAGAAGGUGGAACUGGAGCAGAACCGAAGUUUGGUCCGUAGCCAGGCGCUGGAACUGAGCACUCUGCGGCAGCAGCUGGCCAAGAUGUCCCAGCUGGUAGACAAGAAGAAUGAAGAACUCCAAGGCAGAAACACAGAGCUGAGGGCCUGCAAGGAGAAGCUAGAAGAGCAGAAGGCUACAAGGAAGGAGAAGGAGAUGCUGUGCAGGAAGCUGCAGCAAGAACUCAGUGAACGAGAUAACCAGCCACAUCAGAACAUCGUGCAUGCUGAGUUGCAGGAUAAGGUGAACUCUGACCUCGCGAUGGUUGCUGCGCAGUGCAAAGGUGACCGCCAUGUGGAGGUUAUUCAGCGGCAGCGAGAAGCCCUGGCUGAGUUGCGAACCAGGAUGAGGGCUCUGGAACAAGCGCACACUCCAAGAACCAGCCAGGAAGAAGCCUUACAGAACUUGAUGAUUCUGAGGAAGGAGCUGGCGGCCUUGCAGACCCAGCGAAUGCUCAUCAAUAACAAAUCCCCCGGCAGCUCCUUACAAAGUAACGACGAAGCUAAAGUGAAGUAUCAAGGUGAAUCCUUUGCCCUUUCUAAUGCUUCCAUCGAGAGGACUUCAUUGCUGGAAAUGUCUGAGACCCUGGACCUCAGCGAGAGGACUUACCUCGACCUGGUGAAGGCUCUCUCAAGCCUGCUCAACGUGAAGGAGCUGUCAGGCUCGCUUUCUCUGAAGCACAUUCCGCAGGACGAGAGGGAGAGGCUGGGGAAAGCCCGGCAGAGGGAUGUGCAGCUGCUGAGUGGUGGCAUCGGUCAGCUGAAGACCCAACUGGUGAGGAAAGACGAACUCCUGGGAAGUUACGAGAAAGACCUGGAACAGCUGAGGUGCUUGCAGAUCACCCUGCACAAAAAGCAGGCUGACGUGGAGAUCUUACAGGGGCAGCUGCAGAGCCAGACUGAGGAGAACGGCCUGUUGCGAGAGUCCAUGGAGCGAAUGCAGUCACAUUUUGACCAGGAGAAGAGAUUGAACAAAGCCAACAAGCAACGUAAGACCAUCCAUGUAGAACAGUUGGAGAGAAAAGGAAGCAAGUCCCCGUCUCAUAGCUGUGUGAAGGAGGAUAUUCACGGCAAGGCCGAGGCUCGUCGGAAGAUGAUGGAGGAGAAGCUGAAGAGGAAGGAUUAUGAGAUUGAGGUGCUGAAGAGAGAGCUGAGGAAGCAAGGCCAAGACCUCUGUGACACCACGACACGCCUCAUCAACCUCGAGAACUCUUUGGUAUGCAAGCACCAUGCACAGGUUUACUGUGAGUCAUCUCAUGUGUAACCUGUAUACAGCAUUUCUCAAGCUUAAAAUUCAUUACAAAGCCCUGAAAUCUGCCGGGACCCAGAGGAUUGAACACUCCACACCUUGCUGAAUGUUAGAAGUCCCUACGUAAAGCGAAUCUGAGGUAGUCCUUGGAGCUCAAAUGAAGCUAAACUGAGAUACGCAUUGGGAGUGAUUUAAAUUAUUUUGUAUUUGUUUUAGAGAUACAGCCCCACAACUGGCACUGCACAAACACACACCUAUUUAACCCUAGCCUAAUCGCCAGGCAACUUACAAUGACUAAUUAACUUACCAACCAUCUUUGGAAUGUGGGAGGAAACUGGAGCACCCGGUGGAAACCCACACGUUCACGGGGAGGACGUCCAAACUCCUUCUAGACGGUGUCAGAAUUGAAAUCCGAACUCCAACGCCCCGAGCCGUAAUAGCAUCACGUACACCGUUAUUAUGUGGAGGAAGCUCUAGUUUCAACCAUUCUUGGAGUAAUUGAUAACAGGCAUUGGGAUGGAAGGCUCCAUUCCCUCUGCCUUGACCAGCUUAUCGUUUAUGUCAAAAACUGAUGCGCUCAGCACUCAGAACAUCUUCAAGGCUGAUAACCCAAUGGUGUGACUGGGCCAAGUGCUGGGAAUGGCAGCACAAGGCAUUGGCUGGGAGGAAUUAACAUGCCUAAGGGACUGAAUAAUCAAGUUCACUUGAAAUGAUGGGAUAAUUUGAGCACUUUGAUCAUAUCUCAACUGACCUUAAUCUAGCUCCAAACAUUCUCUUAGGCUCAGUGCCAGCUCUCUGUGUCACCGACUGCGUUUCUGUUGAUAUUAGCUGGACUCUUUUGGUGUACCUUUAUCACACUGGUACUCGUGAUUAUACCGUCAGCUUGUUGUUCAAUAAUAGCAGAGAAAAAUUAAAUGAUUGCAAAAGAAAAAUUAAUCCUAAUUACUUGGUAACAUCUUUAAUCUUCAGUCUGGGAGUCCUUUGGCUAGGAUUUGGGAUCAGACUGUUAGAAUUAUUUACAGUGGGGAGGGUGACAUCAGCCUUGUUGUGAAAGUUGGUGUUAAAGAGAGCUCUGUUUGGAAACCGUGUUACAAUCAAACCUGAAGUGACCUGCAAGGAAGCUACAAAGCUGCUUCAAGAAGCUGAAAGGUCAGCUGCCUGUACAGUAUGAGGCUGGAACGCUUUCUCACUGUAAGACAAUGCAGCCCUACUCCAGAAGGCACUGACCUCAGGUAUUGUGGGCAUUUAAAGACGAAAAAGAUGAAGUUUUGAGAGAUCGUGGAAUUGAGGGCUGUGGGGACCUGGCACGAAAGAGGAGAUUAGGCCUAGGACAGAUCACCCAUGAAUAUACAGAAUGAUGAAGCAGAUAAGAGGGGCUGAAUGACCUACCCCUGCUCCUAUUUUCUUAUAUGAAACUGAAUCCUUUACAUUGAGCAAGUUACUUGCUAAUAAACCUUCACAUGCAUCUACUAAUGCCUGAGGAGUUUACAUAAAAUCAUAAGAAAUUUCCACUAGAGGGAGGAGACACUCAGAUACAGAAAGGCCUCAGCCUCAGAAACAGGCUCUGAAUUUAAGCUCGAAUUGGCCCUUUCCCAUAUAUUAAAUGAUUGAGAUUGUUCUCUGCUCUGCAGAAGGCUCAGAUUCUCACAGGGAUUCAGGAUCUGCAGGCGCCAAACUCCUCACCCUGUACGUUUGGAUGCUCAGUUCUGUGGGCAGCUCACCCUGAAGGGAAACAGGCAC